AUGACGGCGGCCGGAAUAGCUUCUGCGCAGACCAAGAAGCUUCUGAAGUUUAGUCUUUCUCUCUUCCGUCGUGGCUUUAACUCCUCUAAAUGCAAAACGGCGGCGAAGAUGGCUGUGGCUCGGAUAAAGCUUCUAAGGAACAAGAGACAAGUUGUGGUGAAGCAAAUGAGACGUGACAUUGCGGUUCUUCUUCAAUCCGGUCAAGAUGCUACUGCUCGAAUCAGAGUUGAGCAUGUGAUUAGGGAACAGAAUACUCUAGCAGCUAACGAAAUCAUCGAGCUUUUCUGCGAACUUAUCGUUUCACGACUCACUAUCAUCACCAAGCAAAAGGAAUGCCCUGCGGAUCUUAAGGAAGGUAUUGCUAGUUUGAUUUUCGCUGCGCCUAGGUGCUCUGAAAUUCCUGAGCUUGGAGAUCUUAGAGACAUUUUUGUGAAGAAAUAUGGAAAAGAUUUUGUAUCUGCUGCUACUGAUUUGCGUCCCACCUGCGGCGUGAACCGGAUGUUAGUUGAUAAGCUUUCGGUUAGACAUCCCGGUGGAGAAUUCAAACUGAAAAUCCUGAAGGAAAUUGCAAAGGAAUUCCAGGUUGAUUGGGACACGACAGAGACAGAGCAAGAACUUCUCAAACCUCAAGAAGAAACCAUAGGUGGACCACGAGCGUUUGUCAGUGCCUCAAGCUUACCUGUUAAUCGUGCAGCUCACGAGUCCAUUGAUCCUACGAAAGCAGUGCCGAGAUCGAGUAGUAGCACGAGCAUCAACACGCAUUAUCAUGACACCGAGUCAGCAGCUGAAGCAGCAGGGGAAUUAGCCAAACAGGCGGUUGCAGCAGCACAGGUAGCUGCCUUAUUAGCUACCAGAAGAGACUCCACCAAGGAGUUCUCUGUUUCCUCCUCGUCUUACGAUCAUUCAACAAACCAGAAGGAUCAAUAUCAUCCAGGUUCAAGAAAACAAUCCGGAGAUUCUGAAACAAGCUCCUACUACGCAAAACCUGCUUCAGAAAACAGAGGAACCGGAAGAAGACACAGCUACAACAAUCCAUCUAUACACAAAUCUGACCACGAGGAAGAAGACUACACCGAAACUGAAGCAAAAGAAACAACAAUGAGGAGGAGACACAGCUACAACUCUCCAUCACUUCCUCCUCCUCCUGCAACAUCUGAGAUCAAGUUUGAUGAAUCAGACUACUACGAGGACGAGACAGAGCCAGAGGAAAGACCAUCACAGACUCGUGCUUUUUCUCUCCCGCCAAACCGAGCACCGCCUCAAGCUCCUCAGUCUAAUGAAUCAAGACGGGACUCAAGCGGUCACCAUGCUCACCCAAAACUGCCUGACUACGAUAUAUUGGCUGCACGUUUUAAAGCUAUCAGAGACAGUAAAGGGCCAUUGAUCUAA
Messenger RNA from Arabis nemorensis, 1389 nucleotides. The record is from the annotation of a GenBank genome assembly. Lineage: Eukaryota; Viridiplantae; Streptophyta; Magnoliopsida; Brassicales; Brassicaceae.